AUGGCGAGUCCUCAGGAUUCGGAAGCCGCAAAAACGUUUGACCAUCAUAGCAAGGGGUUCACCCUGGUUCUCCGCCUCAUAACCCUGGUGAUACUGGUGACCCUGUUGACCUUCCAUGUGAGGUCUAUGAGGGUGUUUAGGUGGGAACAGUCUGUGAGUGGGGGGUUGCUCGUGACUUAUGUCGUGGCCGUUUUGGGGUUAGCUUUGGGCGCUGGGCUGCAGCAGGGAGCUGGAAUGGUGUUUCAGGCCUACAUCUGUUCGACAGGAGUGAUCUUUUUCUGUAUCAACGCGGCGGUUAUUUUCCAAAGAUGGCGCAGGGCUGGACAGCUAACUCGCGUCGUUGCCGAGCUCCUUGGUCUCCUGGGGGUGCCGCUCCGGAGGCAGGUUACAAUAAAGGUGGCUCUAAGCGCCGCGGCCGCCGCAAUCCUGCUUAUCGACCUGGCGAUCGGGAUAACUAUAGUAUCAAAAUAAACAUCAAGAAGAAAUGCAUGACCGUCAUGGGGAUGUUCUUCUUCCUUCUUAAUAAGGCAAAGAGGAUGGUCCAGCAUCAAGAUAAUGGGAAAAUCACUCCUUUCAUUUACACACAAGAAGUUGAUGACAAUGGUGUUAUAAUAUACACAUAUGUUAACUAAAGCCUGUGUUCUAUUCACUUUAGAGUGAAUAUAAAUAAGAACCUGGGUAGAGAAGUUUGCUUUUAACACGAUUCACGACCUUUUGCUAAUUAUUAAUUAAAUCACUGUGUUGUCAAAGUAUGAUUGCAAGUGUCUUCUGUAUAACAUUUUUCAAUUCAAGCUCAAAUUCCACGUCAAAGCUGCUGAGAAACCAAGUUUCGGUCUGAUUGAUCUAACAAUGUAUCUUGUAAACGGUUUUUAUCCAACAUCGCAGAGGUAGACUGCAAAUUGCAGACACAUUACUAACAAGAGACGCUAAAAAUAAUGCAGGCAUCAGGAAAUUUUCGGGUCGGCGAUUGACAGCACUGAGACAUUCUAAUGUAACAUUUUCACUGGUGUUUCUUUGUUACAUUGAAUGUCUACUAUCACGGACCUGAAAAUCUCUUGAUGCCUAUCACUGAAAAAAAUGUUUGGUUACUGCUUGCACAACAAAAGUGACCACCGAACUAAUUGUUAACUAUAACCAAACUAAGUCUAGCUAGCUCACUACAGAAUUAUUUGUUUAAUUUACACAACAUUUUGUUCCUCAUAACCAAAGUGUUCGGUGGUCACUUUUGUUGUGUAAGCAGUAAUCAAACAUUUUUUUUCAGUGUACAUUCUUUAGCGCCUUGUUAGUAAUUUUUCAAUGCAGUAACAGUAGCAUCACCUAACUAUCAAAUUCGGGCCGAUUAAAUCAUUAACAUCAGAAAGUCGUGAGUGCUCUGGCUAUUCCAACUAAAUAACCGUCUCUGCCCGGAAAUAAUUCCAAAUUUAUAACGAUCCAUGACGUGAACCAGUUAAGGGGAAAGCGGGGUCGAAUGCCCUCGGCAAAAUUUAAC
Messenger RNA from Ostrinia furnacalis (Asian corn borer), 1489 nucleotides. RefSeq lists its product as uncharacterized. The coding region runs from base 1 to 471 and encodes 156 amino acids. The transcript is spliced from 3 exons. The record is from RefSeq and is a predicted model, not a curated record. NCBI's taxonomy places the organism in Eukaryota, Metazoa, Arthropoda, Insecta, Lepidoptera, Crambidae.